This is a messenger RNA of Talaromyces proteolyticus, 2013 nucleotides long. Its product is annotated as adenylate-forming enzyme AfeA. The coding region runs from base 101 to 1915 and encodes 604 amino acids. Gene Ontology annotation, molecular function: CoA-ligase activity. Gene Ontology annotation, biological process: secondary metabolic process. The transcript has 3 exons. The record is from RefSeq and is a predicted model, not a curated record. NCBI's taxonomy places the organism in Eukaryota, Fungi, Ascomycota, Eurotiomycetes, Eurotiales, Trichocomaceae.
GGUGACUCAACUCAGUUAUCUGGUCCAUUGUUCAUUGAUACUAGAUACCGGUCCUGUUGUGGUGGCGAGUUUGGGCCUUGUCGAGGCGCAGACAUCCACGAUGGGAGGUAAAGUCUCUCACCUGAAUAUCGCCCCGACUUUCACGCCACCAGUGUACAAGGAUUUGGUAACAUUCGCUCUGGAUGACCGACCAGUGGCAUAUGACAACCAGCGUCCUCUGUAUGUCGAUGCCGAAAACCCAGCGUGGGCUUUGAAUGGUCGCCAAGUCCGACUGCUUGUGCGUUCCUUAAUUGCCGGGCUGAGACAUGCCGGUAAUGUUGAAUCUGGAGACUGUGUUUUGGUUAACUUGCCAAAUAACGUGCUCUAUUCGGCCAUCUUUUAUAGCAUUAUUGGAGCAGGCGGCGUCUACAUGGGAAUCAAUCCAUCAAGCCAACGUGCCGAGCUAGACCACUUUCUGGGUCUCGCCAAUCCAAAGCUGAUCAUCACGACGCAAAAGGGACUGGCUUUGCUCACAGAGACGGCACGGGCAAAAGGGAUCCCAGAGAGUCGUAUCUGUGUCUUAGAUGACUUUGCUAUAUCCCGUAUUUCGUCGUUUAUGUCUUCACGGCCGUCUACGCCUAUCAACAAACCAGACAAUGAGGAACGACUUUUCAUCCAGAGGCCCUCUCAUAUGAACUUCUCCAGCCUCUUGGAUUAUGGCGAAGAGGACUGGGUUAGAUUCGAUGACAAGGAACGCUCAGUCAACACCGCUGCGGCAAUGUUCACCACGAGUGGCACCGGAGGUCUUCCCAAAGGGGCAAUUCUUUCGCAUCACUCAAUCAUUAUGCAUCAUCUGAGCCUCCACUAUGAGACACCAUACGAAACAUCCCGACUCCUAUCUAUACCCAUGUUUCAUCUAUUUGGCGCGUUGUUUACUCACCUCUUCCCUACGCGCUACGGUGAAACCUGUUACAUCCUACCGCGGUUCGACGUCGCACAAUUUUUGCAUACGGUUUACUUUUACAAAAUUACCGAGACCUUUAUGGUUCCUGCUAUGGUCCAGGCACUGAAUAAAUUCCAAGACUUGGAACUUUCGGAAUUCCUGCGCUCGCUACGGUAUGUCGGUACUGCAGGUGCUGCGCUAGAUGCACAUUCUGCAACGCAUUUCCAAGCCAAGCUUCAUAGAGAUGCGCAGGUCUCGCAGCUGUGGGGUAUGACCGAAACUGGUGUUGCAUUUCAAAUGAGAUACGGUGAACGUGACAACACAGGAAGCAUCGGUCGCCUUCUAUCAAAUUACGAAGUUAAACUGAUAGAUACCAAUGGCAAUAGAAUAACUACAGACGACCUGCCGGGCGAGAUGUAUAUCCGUGGACCUGGACUUCUGACCAGCUACAAGGGCAUUCCCAUGGCGAAAGAGGAGGAUGGUUGGUUCCGUACCGGGGACAUUGUUUCUGUUAAUGAGGGGAAAUAUUAUAUUCUGGGGCGGUCUAAAGAGUUGAUCAAAGUCAGAGGAUGGCAGGUCUCGCCGGCCGAAAUUGAAGGAGUUCUGCUAAAACACCCUUUCGUCGACGAUGCUGCCGUGAUUGGUAUUCAACGGAGAAAUUCGCAAGGCCAUUUAGAAGACGAACUAGUCCGCGCUUUCGUAGUGCGUCGUACCGUUAACGGUGCUACAUCUGCUGAAAACAUCAGCGCCGAUUCGAUUUAUCAGUUUGCACGCAGCCAGCUCGUUAGCUACAAAUCUAUUACCGGUGGAAUAGUGUUUGUCCAGGAAAUUCCACGGACUCCGAGCGGCAAGAUUCAGAGGUAUAAGCUCGCCGAAAUGAAUGCCUAUCGUGAAUUGAUGUCGGGUCUCCUUUCGCAACAGAGUGAUCGGGCGUUGAAGAGCACCGUCAGAAAUUUGGGUUUGAUGUGUACGCCUAGUGAGCUAAUGUCGUGAUAAUAUCUUCUUCACUUUCGACACAUCGCAAAUCAACACAGCUUGGAGGUUAUUUCAAUGUCAUUUGUAAAGGCGAAGAUAUGGAAGCGGCGUCUCGG